GCAACUUAUAUUUCACGUAAAUGUGACGUAAAUGUGACUGAUUUCAUGCGCUAUAUGUGUGUUUUAAAAGUCAAGAUUAAUACUUUGCAAUGGAUAAACUUCAAAUUCACUACAUGAUUUAAUAAUUCAGGAAGAUGCCUUAAUCUUGGUGUGUGUCCUGCGCAGUGGCUCCCACUACAGCCAGCCCCUCCACCGGUUCCUCCUCUCUCCUAUUACUUCUUAGGAGGAGGGAGGGGGGUCACUCUUUAGACAAGCGGAUAUUGCGAGGAACCGAGAAGCAAACGGACCUUGGAGAGCAAACUAGCACGUUAUCACUCAUUUAAAUGGAGGCGUGCAUCCCCCCUCUUUGACUUGAAACUGUUUGCACCCAAGCCGGCGGUUCGGAGGAGGCGCAAAUGAACAUUGUGCAGCAGCAGCAGCAGCAGCAACAGCAGGAGCAGCAGGAGAACAAGAAGCAGACGAAGCAGCAGCGCCAAACUCACUAUGCACCCGGAGUGAACACACGCAGGGAGACAAUACGGAACCCGCCGGGCUCGCAGAGGAGCCACAUUUUCCUUAUCGGGACUCUCCUUUUUUUCCUCUCCAUUCCGUGUAAAUCUAACCGUAGUGUGGAUAUUCUUCCCCCUUUUUUACUCACCGAUUGAGAGCGAUUUGACUUCACAGCGAGGACAAGUGGUUUGAUCCGCCAAACUCCAGCCAUGACGUCUCCGGCCAAAUUCCGAAAGGACAAGGAGAUUGUGGCGGAAUAUGAAACUCAAGUUAAAGAGAUCCGUGCCCAGCUGGUGGAGCAGCUCAAAUGUCUGGACCAGCAGUGUGAGCUCAGGGUGCAGCUGCUGCAGGACCUGCAGGACUUCUUCAGAAAGAAAGCGGAGAUCGAGAUGGACUACAGCCGCAACAUGGAGAAGCUGGCCGAGCGUUUCCUCACCAAGACGCGCAGUACCAAGGACCACCUUAUGAAGAAGGAGCAGAGCAUCCUGUCGCCAGUGAACUGCUGGAACCUGUUGUUGCUUCAGGUGAAGAGGGAGAGCCGAGACCACGCCACACUGUCCGACCUCUACCUCAACAACAUCAUUCCUCGUUUUGCGCAGAUUAGUGAAGACUCGGGACGCCUCUUCAAAAAGAGCAAAGAGGUUGGCGUGCAGCUGCAAGAGGACUUGAUGAAAGUUCUCAAUGAGCUCUAUUCGGUGAUGAAGACGUACCACAUGUACAACACCGACAGCAUCAAUGCAGAGUCCAAGCUCAAGGAGGCGGAGAAGCAGGAGGAGAAACAGAUGGGGCGCUCCAGUCGCCAAGACGAUCGCCAGACACCGCGCUCGCCAGACACGCUCGCCAGCAUCAAGGCUGACGACAAACCCAUCCGCCGCUCCAGCGUCAAAAAAAUCGAAAAGAUGAAGGAGAAGAGACAAGCCAAGUACACAGAGAACAAGUUGAAGGCCAUCAAGGCCAGGAACGAAUACCUGCUCGCUCUUGAGGCCACCAAUAGCUGCGUCUUCAAAUAUUACAUCCAUGACCUCGCCGAUAUUAUUGACUGCUGUGACCUGGGCUACCACGCCAGCCUUCACCGCGCCUUGAGGACCUACUUGUCUGCAGAACAGAACGUGGAGACGUCCAAGCACACCGGCUUGGAGACCCUAGAAGGGGCGGCAGAGAGCCUGGAGCCCAAUGGGGACAAACAGAAGCUGAUGGAGACCUACAACAACGUAUUCUGCCCUCCAGCUCGCUUUGACUUCCAGUCGCAUAUGGGAGACACGAUGGGAGUGGUGUGCGCUCAGCAGCCACUAGAAGGUGAGCUUCUCCAAAGAUGUCAGCAGCUUCAGUCCCGUCUCUCCACGCUGAAGAUAGAGAACGAAGAGGUGAAGAAGACCAUGGAGGCCACUCUGUCCACCAUACAGGACAUGGUGACCGUGGAGGAUUAUGACGUGUCCGAGUGCUUCCACCACAGCAACAGCAUGGAGUCUGUCAAGUCCACAUUCAGUGAAUCCUACCUGAGCAAGCCCAGCCUCGCUAAGAGGCGUGCUAACCAACAGGAAACGGAACAGUUCUACUUCACGAAGCUGAAGGAAUUUCUUGAAGGUAGGAACCUGAUCACCAAGCUGGAGGCCAAGCAUGACCUCAUUCAGAAGACCAUAGGAGAGAGUCAGAAGACUGACUGUUGCCUUGCCAGUGGACGGAGAAACUCUGCAGUACGGAAACAGGAAUCAGGUGAAGCCAUUCCUCUGAUGGUGGAGAGCUGCAUCCGCUUCAUCAGUCGCCAUGGUCUGCAGCACGAGGGUAUUUUUCGAGUCUCGGGCUCCCAGGUGGAAGUCAAUGACAUCAAGAAUGCAUUUGAGCGAGGUGAGGACCCAUUAGCAGGGGACCAGAAUGACCAUGACAUGGACUCAAUUGCCGGUGUCCUCAAGCUCUACUUCAGAGGACUGGACCACGCCCUUUUCCCAAAGGAAGUCUUCCAUGACCUCAUAUCCUGUGUCUCGAUGGAAAGCCUCCUGGAGCGAGCCGUCCACAUUAAGAAAGUGCUGCAGUCUUUGGCGAGCAAAACUCUCAUCAUCAUGAGAUACCUGUUUGCCUUCCUCAACCACCUGUCUCAGUACAGUGAGGACAACAUGAUGGACCCCUACAACCUGGCCAUCUGCUUCGGCCCCACCCUGAUGUCUGUCCCCGAGGGUCACGACCAGGUCUCCUGCCAGGCGCAUGUCAACGAACUCAUUAAAACCAUCAUCAUCCACCACGACACCAUCUUCCCCAGACUGCAGGACCUUCAGGGCCCCAUCUACACCAUCCCUGGAGCUGGUGAUGACUUCUGUGACAGUCCCCACUGUGAGCCCCCACUUGUGGAAGAGCCAGCGCCUGACGCCGUGUCCAUUCGCCACAACAGCGAAGACGGCACCUUGGCUGUUUCAGAGUCCGACCCGGUUGAAGCCAUUGCUCGUUUCGACUAUUCCGGCCGCACCAGUCGCGAGCUGUCCUUCAAGAAGGGUGCGUCUUUAUUUCUGUACCAGCGAGCGUCUGACGACUGGUGGGAAGGGAGACACAACGGCGUGGAUGGACUGGUGCCGCAUCAGUACAUUGUGAUCCAAGACAUGACUGAUGGAGGUCGAGGUAGCCCAAAACCUGAUGUGGACGGCAGAGACCAGCUCGAAGAGAGAGUUUCCACUCGAGGAAGUGCUGCGUCACCCACUGGAGCUCACGUGGCGGACAUCUACCUGGCCAACCUGAACAAAAUGAGGAAGCGUCCAGAGUCGGGGAACAUCAGAAGAACAUUCCGAAGUUCCGAUAGCGAUAGCCCAGGAGCCAGCGGAGGGGUGAGAACUGCAUCCCUACCUGUUGGCGGAGCUCUGGUGAAAGAGUCUACAGACAAACGUCCCGUUAGCGCUCACAGCAUCCUCAACUCCAUCACACGCCACUCCUCGCUGAAGACCAAAGUGGAGAGCCCUCAGUUGCGGAAAACAACUCCAGCAGGACGCUCCAAGAGCUUCAGCAACCACAGACCUCUGGAACCUGAGGUCAUAGCGCCGUUGGAGCACAGCUCACAGGACAUUGAGGCGGCCAUGAGCUCCGCCCUGAGCGAGCUCAGGGAGCUGGAACGACAGAGCACCUCCAAACACACCCCCGACGUGGUCCUCGACACGCUGGAGCAGCUGAAAGGUGUGAGCGGUGGAGGAGGCGGAGCCUCGGAACCCUCCAGCCCACUCCACUCCCGCCUGUUACGCGACAGCGAGGGGGGCUCCUCGCACGGCCACCCGCUCCAGCGCAGCGCCUCCUCGGCUAGCGACGUGCCCUCCUCCUUCAGAGCCGCCAAGGGUCAACCGAGGAGCCCCCUUCCUUCGGCCACGUCGCCUUCGCUGUCCUCUUCUUCGCUCUCCUCGUCCGUUCCCUCGUUCAGAGAGCUGCGUCCACCGGCAACGAGGCCCAAGCCGGUAGUGUUCCCAAAGAGCGGCGGCGGCGGCACUGGCAGUCCGGCGAUGGGGUCCCCGACAUCCACCGUGCCCCCGACACCUCCUCCUCCGCCCGUGGGGCACACACACUCCCUCCCGCACACCCCUCCUCCGCCGCCUCCCCCCCAGUCUAAUGACAAAUCCUGCCCGGCUUAGCACGUUUUUUUUUUUACUUCCUGCUUGAAUCUGAUCUCAGCUCUUCUAGCACUUAGCUUGUUCUUCAUACUCUCACUCACUACUCACUGUAGCACUCACCGCUGGCGAGGGUUCGGGGACGAGAUUGGACACAAUAGCUCGUUUUGUUUGACUUCACGUGGAGAUUUACGCGAGGAAUAAGCUCUGUUUGAUUCCUAAGAAGAGACUGUGAAAUUUGGUCAUAUGAAACACACUUGCUGCUUCACACGUGGAACUCGGGAGUGAAAGUAAGAAAAGAAAAAAAAAAAAAACGGGGCCAAAUACGAGCAAGAGUGAGAGCUUUAUCUAUUCAUUUGUGUUUAUUACUGUUUGUUCUCGGUUCACUAAACUCUUGAAUCAAGAUUAAUUCUAAAUAUAGCAAUAAUAAUAAUAAAAGCUGGUAAGUUUGAGGCAUUAUAUGCUGCUUUUCUCCUGCAGCUUUUCUUCUAUGUGUAGGGGACCACUGAAAGCCAGCAUUUGUUUUUUUUUUUUGUUUUUUUUUUGUACAUGUGAUAUUGAACUGUAUACACACACGUUAUUAUGUGUGUGUGUGGUGUUUUGUGGCAGCUAAACACCUUUCAGGUUGCAUGCUGUGGCCAUUAGACAGCAGCUGACAGCAGUCAUUGAUAUGCAAUACCGACAGGAGGGUUGCUAUUAAAAGAAAACAAAAAAAAAAAAAAAGACAGCUUGCUCAUAUAAUUACACUUCACAACUUGCAGUAAAAAAAAAAUCAUGAUUCUAAUGGUGUUUAUGUAUGUUUAUUAAUAAUGAUGGUAACUGGAAGCCUGGAGCAGAGGAAGUUUUUUUUUUAAUUUUUUUUUUUUUUUUUUUGUGUUUAGCCAGAAGCACAACCAACCACCUCAUUCGAUGACUUAUUAAGCAAACUUUUAUUCUGCUUUUUUUUUUUUUUUUUUUUUUUCACUGUUACUGUUUUCUGGUCAGAUGUGGAACUGUGAUGGUUUAUGAUCGUAUGCAUGGGAGCAUGCUUGGAUAAAUGGAUGGAUGAAUGAAUGGAUGGAUGCACCAUUGCAACAGGCAAAAAAAAAAAAAAAAUGGUGCACAACAUAGGUCGCACACAACCAUGACACCUUUAGAGGAGUGGCCAAAGAAGAACCUAUUAAAUAUUAAAUAUACGCUUUUGCAAGUAUCUCAACUAAUUCAUAAGUGUUCAUUUCUUUGGAAUCAACACCGAAUCUCCCACUCUCUCUACCAAGUGAAUCACACUUGUACAUGUGUUUUUUUUUAAAUAUCUGUAUAAUGAUUGCAUCUAUUUUUGUUGCUCUUACCUCAUCAUGACAACUGGAGGGGACUGUGACUGUGGAUGAUUAGAGCGGUUGCCGCGUUUGUCUCGAAUCAAAUAUCUUGCACUUGAACAAGUUGGCUCUGCGUGUGGACUAACCGUGCGUGCGGGUGAUUUUAUCAAGAUUUGUCAAAUAUGCAUUUGUGAACCAUUGAAACAGUUGAACUAAAAGACAAAAAAAAAACAGACUGUAAUGUCAAAUCUAUUUAUAGUCGUCUUUGUUUUACUGGAGAAUCCUGUGUUCGGAUGUACUUUGUAUAUACAAUGUUGUACAUUACAGAGGUACACUCUUUUUUUUUUGGUACAAUAUUGUACAGUAAUAUCAACAGUGGUUUAAUCACAUAGGCCUUAUAUACUUCCAUGUGUAGUUCUUGUCGUAGAGUCUUUUUUUUUUAUUAAAUAAACAUUGCUUGCUAUAAUGUA
Doryrhamphus excisus (bluestripe pipefish) is the source of this 5829-nucleotide messenger RNA. It is a transcript of the gene srgap2, whose product is annotated as SLIT-ROBO Rho GTPase activating protein 2. Gene Ontology annotation, biological process: signal transduction. The record is from RefSeq and is a predicted model, not a curated record. Gene Ontology annotation, molecular function: protein binding. Lineage: Eukaryota; Metazoa; Chordata; Actinopteri; Syngnathiformes; Syngnathidae.